UUCGAUUCGUCGAUGUGAGUCUAAAGGUUGAUAGGUCAGACACGCGGAAUGACCAAGCGCAUUUUUUUUGUCUGGGGAGUCUAUAUAAAGGCAGAUUUUUCCUGUUGCACACAUACAGCUGAUGCAUUCAAUUCUGAAUACUCACCGACACAUUUGGUGAUAUUUUCAAGGUUACUUUGACUUCAAGAGAACGGAGCCACUGACCUCAGAAUAAAACACCUAGCUGAUUAGGCAGAUAGGAAUAUUCCUGAGUGGCGUAAUAGCGUUACAACCUAACCAAACCAUGAACAAGCUGGAUAUCUUCGGUUGGAGCGUGGACCCUGCAAUUGCUGCGUCGGUGGUUGUCGGUGUCGUUGUGGUCUUGUGGCUUGUGCGGAGAUGGGUGGCAGGUGGAUGGUGCUACAGCAAUGCUCGCCUGGACGGCAAGACGGUUGUCAUCACAGGAGCCAACACUGGCAUUGGCAAGGAGACAGCAAAGGACAUGGCCAGACGAGGUGCUCGUGUGAUCAUAGCCUGCCGUGAUCUGCCCAAAGCCGAAGCAGCCGCCUCUGAGAUUCGUACUGCCACGGGUAACAACAAGGUGACGGUACGCAAACUAGACCUGGCUUCUCUUGCCUCGGUGAGAGAGUGCGCCAAGAAGAUCAAGGCAGAGGUGAAAAAGCUGGAUAUACUCAUCAACAAUGCAGGAAUCAUGAUGUGCCCACCGCUGAAGACAGAAGAUGGGUUCGAGAUGCAGCUUGGUGUCAAUCAUCUGGGCCACUUCCUUCUGACCAAUCUCCUGCUGGAUAUCAUCAAAUCCUCCGCCCCUGCUCGCAUCGUCAACGUAUCCUCCCUCGCCCACGACUUCAAUAACGCCAAGAUGUUCUGGGAUGACAUCAACCUGGAGAAGAACUACGACCCGGUGGCGGCCUACGGGCAAAGCAAACUGGCCAACGUUCUCUUCACCGUUGAGCUAGCGAAACGUCUCAAAGGUACUCAGGUGACAGCCAACUCCUUGCAUCCAGGAACUAUCGAGACUGAGCUCACGCGCCACACGCAGAAGGCCAUGAGUCUUCCAUGGAGAAUCUUCUUCAGGAUCAUGUGCUCUCCCAUCGGUAAUUUCUUCCGUAAGACGGCUGUGCAGGGCGCGCAGACCACCAUCCACUUGGCCGUGUCUGAGGAACUGAAGAACACUACUGGCCAGUACUACAGUGAGUGCGUUCCUGCCAAGACCAACAAGCAGUACGUGAACAGCGAGAACGCCCGCCGCUUGUGGGAGAUGAGCGCCGAGAUGGUUGGAUUGGAUAAGAAGGUGGACUAA
This is a messenger RNA of Patiria miniata (bat star), 1300 nucleotides long. Its product is annotated as retinol dehydrogenase 12-like. The coding region runs from base 284 to 1300 and encodes 338 amino acids. Lineage: Eukaryota; Metazoa; Echinodermata; Asteroidea; Valvatida; Asterinidae. The record is from RefSeq and is a predicted model, not a curated record. The transcript has 7 exons.